Torulaspora delbrueckii is the source of this 1410-nucleotide messenger RNA. RefSeq names its product rRNA-processing protein LAS1 (gene LAS1). Gene Ontology annotation, biological process: maturation of LSU-rRNA; maturation of 5.8S rRNA. The record is from RefSeq and is a predicted model, not a curated record. Gene Ontology annotation, cellular component: Las1 complex; preribosome, large subunit precursor. NCBI's taxonomy places the organism in Eukaryota, Fungi, Ascomycota, Saccharomycetes, Saccharomycetales, Saccharomycetaceae. The coding region runs from base 1 to 1410 and encodes 469 amino acids. Gene Ontology annotation, molecular function: endonuclease activity. The transcript has a single exon.
AUGGUUCAUGCUCGGAUAACACCCUGGUCAUACCCAGCAGAGUUGGAUGAUCUAAAAAAGUGGUUUUAUGCUGCUAAAACUGGCAGCGGGCCGAAAGAUGAACGAACUCGAGCAAUUCAAAGAGUUAAAUGUUACCAAAGUAAGGGAUCUCAGUAUUUGCCACAUGUGGUUGAUUCAACAGCGCAAAUUACCAGUGCUAUUUUGCUGGAUGAGAAAAGAUGUGCUGAGAAAAGCAGUGACAUAUUAGCCGUGCGACUAAGUUAUACGAUGGCCUUGAUCAGAUUUGUUAAUGGUUUGCUUGACCCCACACAACAGUCACAGUUUGCGAUACCAUUGCAUACCUUAGCCAGGAGAGUUGGAUUGUCUUCGUGGUUUGUGGAUCUGAGGCAUUGGGGCACUCAUGAGCGUGAAUUACCUAGUCUUGACAUGCUUCGAACUGCCGCGAAGGAAGCGUUGGAAUGGUUAUGGGAUCACUACUGGAAUGACGAAGAGUUAGAAGAGGAAGAAAGUAGCAGUGAUGAGCAGGAGGAUACAGACACCGUUAAAGAGAUCGAAGGACUGAUUCUAACAGGGAUUGGAAUUGAGGAUGCAUUGAUAGAGAAUAGAUGGGUAUGGGAUAGUGGUAACCGAAAUUUGAUCAGCAAUUCUAAUUUUGAGGUUAACGAGAGUACAGGUCAGAAGAAAUUUAUGGCUAUAUCGCCGUCAGAACGAAUUAACGACUACGUUGCAAGAAUUAGAGGCUUAUGGCGACAAGAACCUAACAGAAAGUCAUUUGUGGAAGCGUGCAUCAAGAAUUACAGUUCGAUACUUUUGGAGUUAUUUAUGGCUAAACUAAGUCGAUUUGAGCUUGAACUUCUGUCAUCAGUAGCCCAGAGUUAUGAAAAGCAGGUAAAUGGUGAGAAGACGUCACUUAAGCAGAAAUUCCCUAAUUGGAAUGAACUUAAAAGGAAGCUUCUGAAGAAGUUUGUUGCGACCAUCAAUUUAGGCAUGCUGGCGACACAAUGGGGCAACUGGGAAUCGACUAUCGAGGCACACCCAUCAUAUGUCGUGCUGUGGUUAUGUGCCUCUAUACUUAAGAGACUACACGAGACGAAUAACCAGCUUCCAAUGAGAAAGAAACGGAAGAAGAGACAAAACGAGAACCUGAUAGAAUUGGAAACAAAGUUAAGCCAGUUAAUACAACGACUCUCAAAGCGGUUCAACGACUCGGACGCCAAACUAUACGAUUUAUCGUCUUUCAAAACUACCGUGUCUCACACUCCCAAGAAUCCAAAUGAUGGCACCAGUGAUAUCCUGGACGAUUUGGCAAAACUACGUCAGAGAUUAACUAAGCCUAAGACACCAGCUCAAGAAAUUAAACUAUGGAAUAGAUAUCCACAAUGGGAACCUAAACCCUUUGGUAUACUGUAA